GACCAGAAAGGAAUGUAAGACCAGCUUGCAUUCCGCACCCUUUUCUAUUCCUCACCCCCCCUUAUAAAAUGUUCCAUUUCCAACCUGUUUUUUAAUAAUUCAUUUCAAUCUCUUCUUCUUCCUUAUUUUUUUUUCUCUUCUUUGUUGUCUAUUCCUUUCCCCCUUCACAAAUUUGGGUAAACCACCAAUCAUCAUAAAAUUCAAUCUCCAUGGCUUCGUAUGAACAGCAAGGAGGAAAGCCUUUACCCAAAUUCGGGGAAUGGGAUGUGAAUGAUCCUGCUUCGGCUGAAGGAUUCACUGUUAUAUUCAACAAGGCUAGAGAUGAGAAAAAAACUGGUGGAGGGGGAUCGGGCCGAAUUAAUUCACAAAGAAGAUCUAAUUCGCGCAAGGUCGAGGAAGAUAAAUCCUCCAAGAAAAAGUGGUUUUGCUUCAAACCAUAGACAAACAAGGACGUGUGUGAUUUGUUGCAUAGAAAAUAUGAUAUCUAUCACUAAACCACGGAUUAGAUACAAAACAUCGUUGUAGUGUCUAGUUUUGUUUUGUUUACUUUGUUUUUCUUUGCAACCUAAUACAUAUAUGGAUCUAUCAUAAGCUACUUGUAAUACCUUCCCAGCCAAAAAAAUAUAAUAAUAUAUGUAAAUAGGUGAAUGAAUAACUAUGUUCUACAAUUGCAUUUGCAGAAAUUGUUGGUUCUGAAUACUUUGUUCA
Molecule: messenger RNA, 708 nt
Organism: Trifolium pratense (red clover)
Lineage: Eukaryota; Viridiplantae; Streptophyta; Magnoliopsida; Fabales; Fabaceae
Product: protein NOI4-like
Exons: 3
Coding region: 210-440 (76 amino acids)
Source: RefSeq, a predicted model, not a curated record